Messenger RNA from Cydia fagiglandana, 1869 nucleotides. RefSeq lists its product as uncharacterized. The transcript is spliced from 5 exons. The record is from RefSeq and is a predicted model, not a curated record. NCBI's taxonomy places the organism in Eukaryota, Metazoa, Arthropoda, Insecta, Lepidoptera, Tortricidae. Gene Ontology annotation, cellular component: membrane. The coding region runs from base 53 to 1834 and encodes 593 amino acids. Gene Ontology annotation, molecular function: monocarboxylic acid transmembrane transporter activity.
ACUCGUUUGUAGUACCUUUAGUCAUGAAACUGUUGUUUAUUGUGUGGAAAUAAUGGACAGUGGGCAAAAUCCAACCCCGAGGAGACCGGAUAGGCGCGCAAAUGUGGCUGAGGAUCUUCACUUGGAUCGGGUGGUGGCAUCGCAGCCGGAGAUCGGCCCUACCCCUCCUGAUGGAGGAUAUGGGUGGCUAAUAGUGUUUUCCGCUGUCAUCUAUCACGUCACGGUACCCGGGGUGUUGACGCUCUACGGCUUGAUCAUACUUAAUGCCAUGGGAGACUUGAACCAUCAGCAAGACGAGCUGAUGAGGAUAUGGGACAUGGAUAUAGCUUUAGUGCCUGUGAUAAUGAUAGUGAUGAGAUUGCUCCUGGAGUCUUGGUGUCGUGCUGUGGUGAAGACGUUUAACAUGCCGAGAUUCAUCGCUCUCUCUGGCCUGUGCUUGACCGUGGCUGGGAUACUGUUGUCGAGUUAUUCAACAGACGCAAACAGUAACGACCACAUACAUAACAUAUUCUCCGGCAUGUUUGCAGGUGCGGGCUGCGCGCUGACCGGCCAGCAGAUCGAGGUGAUCAUCACCCACUACUUCCGCGACCGCCUCACCACGGCCCAGCGCCUCGUGCGCAUGGCUCCCUCCGUCGGCAACUGCCUCGUCCCCAUCCUCGUCGGCCGCCUCUGCACCUCCUACAGCGACGGAUACAUCGUCGUCAUGAUAUACGGCGCAAUACUCAUGCAGAACUGCUUAUUUCUCGCCUCUUUCACUCGUCCUGUUUACAUCGAGAGAGUCAUCAGAAACACUUACAAUAUGCUCCGCGACGCCGUUGAAGAUGAUGAUGAAGUUAUCUUUUCUAACCAGAGACAAGAAGACCCGGAGAGAAAUGUUCAACCACAGUCCAGCACUCAGCAAGAUGACGAUGCUACUGAUGUUGUAGUGUUCAAAUCUAAGAAAAACGCAAAGGAAAUAGUCGAUCCAGCGAUUCAAUACAGAGAAAAGACAGUCACUGUAUCAAACCAGCAGAACCAGCCGAGAUUCUCGUCGGAUUUCAGCGAGAUUCUCGCGGCGUCUACGAACCGGUUUUCUUCUGAUUUCGGUAGUCUGGAUGUUGCGAGCUAUGGGAGGGUGAGCGGGUAUCGGGAGUUGGAGAGUAUCGAUAGGAGUCAGCCGCAGCCAUUGUAUCGAGAGACGACGGAAGCGCCAGGCCAGAGCGUGGUGUUCGGCGCCGAGGUCUCGCCCGGCACGGCGCGCCGCACCGCCUCGCUCCGCAAGAACUUCAUCACCGUCGCCAACAUGCUGCUGGACCUCAACUUCUACCUCUACGCUCUUCUGCACCUCACCACCACCACGUCCAUCGUCGUGCUGGGGGUGUGGUUCGCGCCGGUGGUCAAGGCCAAGAAUGCGAGCAUGAAUAUUUGGGGGGUGGCAACGCUGAUGGCAGCAGCGCACGGCGCCGCUCUCUGCUUCAUCAUGCUGUGCGUGGUGCUGCCUAAAGCCAUCCACGAGAAAGCUCGUCUCUGCACGCUGUUCUGCAUCGCUGGUGCAAUGGGAUUCUAUGGCAUCACCCUCUCCACCAACAAAAGCCUGCUCCUCAUCUGGUGCAUGUUCGCCAGCUUCUCCACCGCAGCCACCAGCAUCAUCCAGCAGCCCCUCUACAACAGCACCCUCAACGAGUUCGACACCACCGCGACCACCACGGCCGCCAAUGUCAUCGUCGCCAUAUUCCUGCUAGCCUGGUCUUUGUCAAGGAACUAUGCGUAUGUCGCGUGUUUUGAGACUGCUGCAGUGCUACAAGUUGUUACUGCUGGUGUGUUUUUAGCUUCGUCUUUUAGAAGAAGGCGGUGAUUGUCGUUAUUUGAGCUUUUACUUUAAGAUUUUAA